CUUUGGAAGGCACAAGCUGCUGGAUGCCACCCGACGAUUACAGGAACGGGUUUGCUCAACUCAUCACAAACUGCUGGAGGUUUACUGCAGAACCGACAAACUGUGUGUGUGUGUGCGAGUUGUGCACUGUAUGAUCACAAAGGCCAUGUCACCGUCGCUGCAUCAGCUGGAAGAAUGGAGAAGCAGAAAGAGACCGAGGCCACAGGAGGAUCAUGUAGACAGAAAGUCAAGGAAAAGGAAGAGGAGGUGGAGCACCUGAGGGGAGCUUUGAUGUCGUUUAAGCGCUCUGCAAGGGAAGCUGUUCUGGACAGCACCAGGACGCUCUCAGAGCUGAAAGUAUAUCUGGAGCGGAGGGGCAACCAAGUGAAGGAGCUGAUCAGGGCUCAGGAAAAGGUGGAGGUGAACUGGGCGGAGGCCCAACUGCAGCGUCUGGAGCGGGAGAUUAUUGCGCUGAAGAAGAGAGACUCUGAGCUGAAGAAACUCACACUGACCCAAGAUGACGCAUACUUCCUUCAGCAUUACCAAGACCCCAGGAGCUCUCCUGUAUCUGAAGACCUGCCGAGUGUCAACAUUGACCCGCUGUGUGAUUUUGGGACAGUAAAGAGAGCUUAUACUCAUUUCAAGGAGCAGUUGGAAUGCUUCUGUGAUGGAGAAAUGAAGAGGAUAUUGAACACAGUAAAAGCCAUCCAUAUGCUUCAGUCACCAAAGCCCAACCAAUUUUCAGCUCCAAAGACAAUUGGUCAAGCCAAUGGGAGCCCCCCAGCCUUCAAGCCCGCCCUGGUAAUGGGGGAACCUGCAGUAACCUGCGACUCUCCCCUUUCCCUCUGUACAAAGUCCUCUAUCUUGAAGUGCUCUUCUAUGAGCAAACCUCCAACUGGCUCAGCGAUACUAUUCACCGAAAAAGGGCCAUCAAAUGACACUAAGCCUGCUGCUAGAGUAGAGACCAUCCUCACCAAACCUUUGUCCACCACUGACAACCUUCUCUUGACCAAAUCAGCAUCUAAUAUGAACAUCAAUCCCCUGCUUAUUAAAUCCUCAUCCAACACUGAAGAGUUCACCAAACCUGCAUCUGGAGCUGGUAUAGCAGUCCUUAACAGCACACCUGCUCCUACAACAAGUAGCAGCAUUUUCAAUUGUCCUGUUGGUGUUUUUGGUAAGCCUGCAGUUGACGUAGAUGAUUUUUGUAAGGCAGCAUUAAACACCGACAGCGGUCCUUUUACCAAACUUGUAUCUGACAACAAUAGUAGGGAAAAGCCUAGCACAGGUUUCUCCUUUGACGAGCCAAAAUGUAACGCAGGCUCAUCCCUCUUUGACAAGCCGAAAUGUAACGCAGGCUCAUCCCUCCAUGGCAAGCUUGAAUCUAACACAGGUUCACCCCUCUUUGGCAAGCCUGAAGCUAACACAGAAUUCUCAUUUGGCAAAGCCUGCAUCUAACACAG
Oncorhynchus gorbuscha (pink salmon) is the source of this 1439-nucleotide messenger RNA. RefSeq lists its product as uncharacterized. The coding region runs from base 175 to 1434 and encodes 419 amino acids. The transcript is spliced from 6 exons. NCBI's taxonomy places the organism in Eukaryota, Metazoa, Chordata, Actinopteri, Salmoniformes, Salmonidae. The record is from RefSeq and is a predicted model, not a curated record.